Molecule: messenger RNA, 1448 nt
Organism: Bursaphelenchus xylophilus (pine wood nematode)
Lineage: Eukaryota; Metazoa; Nematoda; Chromadorea; Rhabditida; Aphelenchoididae
Source: the annotation of a GenBank genome assembly
AUGGGAGGGAAGACUGUUAGAUUGGAAGUUGCCACUCCCAAAGACGCUGAUCUCAUGUUCGAGUUGGCAAUGGUCGCGUUUGCACCGGAUGAGCCGACCAGUGGAGCGCUUGGUUAGUUGUGAUAGGAUCUCUUUUCAAAAGACUAGUGAUUUAUCGGCAGUUCUCAUUAAAUUCCGAUUUCAGCCAACCCCCGAGAAGAAGUUGGGGAUGCUUAUCGAGAGGCUUUUGCGGAUUACCUCCAAUAUCCCUACAGUAUCAUAGCGUUCGAUGGGGACAAGCCGAUCGCAUAUUAUGCCAACAAAGCCCUGGAUGUGAAGGAUUUGAAGGAGAAAGAGGAAAUCGAUGUGAUUGAGGAGAAGAAUGGAAACGUAAUUGGGAGACCGAAAAAGGAUCUCGGACCUGGUAAGUGUAGGGAAACGAUCCUAAAAACUUACAGGGGAAGUACUCCAAGUGCGACGCUCAGAUUUUGACGAAACUUGGCACAAAUUUAGAAUAAUUUUUUCUAAGAUAUAUGCGAGAAUCCUAGCUCGCGCUUUGCAGAAACAACCGAAAUUUUUAGAUCGAAAGUCGGCGAAAAUUUAGAACUUUUUGCCGAAUUCCGCACAAAAAGUUUCAUGCCUAUUUCUACCGUAAAGAAUAAUGUUUCUAUAAAAAAUCAAAUUUUUCCGCACGAGACUGCCAAAGUUAUGGCCAAAAAGCCUUUUUCUCUCUGACCGCUCUCCACGUUUAGCGUGCUUUCUCGGCGGCAAAAAAUCGUUCGAUAUAUCGGCGGCGCCCGCAAAGCGCGAACUAAAACUUUCAGGAAUUGAUAUUCAGUCCAUACCCGACGUGUGUGCAAAAUUUAACGAAAAUAUGAGCGUCGCACUUGGAGUACUUCCCCUGUUAGUAGAAUUAAAGAAUUGAGCGUCUUGGAAAAUUUUUGGCGCGUUAUGCAAGGCGUAGUGUACUGUCUUGAUAAUUUCAGAAAUCGACGAAGUCAACAAGACCUUCAAAAGUCGCGAAGGAGCUCGUUUGGUCGCCUUGUUGAAUCAUUUUGACUUGAUGACUCGUAAUUUCAUCCCAAAAGACGCCACCAAGCUCUACCGACAAGGCCAAUUGGGUGUAAUUAGAGAGUACAGACAGUAAGCCAUCUUCUAACCAAACCAUUUUCCUCGCUUACAGACAGCAACUCACCCCCUUCCUCUUCAAGAAACACGCUCAACUUGGAGUCGAAGCCGGAUUCAAAUAUAUUGAUGGUUUGUUUACCGCUAGUGGUACCGAAGCUUACGCGUUGAAUGCUGGGAUGAAACACACCUUGGAAGUUCCUUAUAAGGAGUUUAUGGAUCAUGGAGAACGCAUUUACAAGAAGCCGAUCGGCGAUGGAAAAGAGAGAUUGACCUAUAUGAUUGGACAUGUCGAGGAAAUGGCCAGAUACAAAGUCGAAGUUCCAGGAUACGGAAUUUUCUAG